GCAAUUUUAAUGAAUUUUUAAAACAUAUUGUUAUCAAGAUGCUUGCCACAACUUCUCAGCUUAUAUCAGAGCUUGCAUCAAUGGCUCAGCGUCUCUCCUUGCUGCGGCCGGCCGCCGGUGCCGAGUCCCGCGUCCAGGACACCUGCUCGGCAGUGCUGACCACAGCGCAGGAACUGGAACGCUGGAUGAAGGAGCGCCGGCAGUCGGGUGCCGAGGAGAGUGCGGCAGCGCUCCUGGCGGCCGCCCAGCAGAUGGUUACUGCGGCGCGACAGGCCAGGUUCGACGUUGACGACGCGGCGGCGGCGGCCGGCCGUCUGAGCGAGGCCGUCCGCCGUCUGUGCGAUGCCACGGCGGCCGUGCUGGCCUGGUGGGACGGCUUCAGCUCGGCUCAGGUGGCUGCCGCGCGCCGACAGGUGGGCGCCGCCCUCUCCGACCUGGGGCACGUCGGCAGCGUGCAGCGGCUCCAGCCGGCCGUCAAGGUGGCCGUCUCGGAGCUGCGCCGGUUCGUGGAGCUGUGCCAGCAGCUGGGCGGUGAGCUGCCCUGUGACCGCUCACGCCGGCUGCUGGCCGCUCAGCUGCGUCACAUCCUGCUCUGCGCGCAACUGCUGCCGGCCGCCGCCGUCUGCCGCUGUGUCCACCCACUCAACUCAUACGCGAAGAUGCCGCUGGAUCUGGCGGUGCGCGGCCUGACCGAGUCGGCAGCAGAGGCGGCCGACCUGCUCUGCACCCCUACCGACAGCCGCCGGCCCGGAGACUCCGCCGCCGCCGACGGCGGCUUCGUGCGCAGCACAGACGGCCUGCUGCGCCUGCUGGAGCGCUGUCCGCAGCCGGGGUUCGCCGCGCAGGCGCAGCCGCUGCUGGAGGAGUUCCUGGCGCACGCGCUGGCCGUGGGACAGUGUGCGGGGGGCAGUGAGGGCGAGCGGGUGAGCCGCGCCUGUCAGCAGGUGCUGGAGCAGUUCAGUGCCGCUGCCAGUCUGCAGGGAGUGACCGCCGAGCGCCGCGGCGAGUUUGUCCUCGCCUGUCAGCUGUUGGCCGACCAGCUGGAACUGGCCGAGCACCUAGUGAACAGUGCGCUGCUCCGGCUCAUCGUGGACACGUUUACCGAGCCGACCCAGCAGCUGGACGCGCUGGUGCGCGCGGCCAGCUGCGAGGCGCCCGACGGCCCGGACCUGGAGUGGGUCGUGGUCGGCCACGAUCUGGCCGCCGACCGGGUGUUCCAGGUGUGCGGACUGGCCACCGCCUGCUCCACGGACGCCGACAAGCUGACACUGAUCCGCGCCGGCCUGCUGAUGCUGGAAACCCUGGAGCCGGAGGUGUACCCGGCGGCGACGCUGCUGCGCGCGGCGCCCAACGACCCGGCGGCGCGCCAGCACCUGGCGGCCAUCCGCGACCGCUGGCGGCUCACGCUGAUGGAGGUGCGCGACUGUCUGGAUCAGAUCAUGGACCCGCUGGCCUUCUGCAAGGCGGUGGAGGCGGCGCAGACGGCGCUGGCCGCCCGGAUGAAGGACAUGCUGUACGACCAGGUCACGGACCCGCUGCUGGAGCUGGCCGGCAAGGUGAUCAGCUUGGGCCUGCGGCUGGGCCAGUUCAUGAUGGACCAGGUUCGCGGCUUCCCGCACAUCACAGAGGCCGUGCUGCUCGUCAAUAGAGCCGUGUCGCAGCUGCCGGGCAGUGUGCGCUCAGUGGCCGAGCGGCCGGCCGACCUGGGCGCCCACCGUCUCCUGCAGAAGGUGGUCCAGGUGGUGGUGACCUAUGUCCACCGGCUGCGGGUGCUGCUCGAAAGCCAGGACGACGAGCAGACGGCCGUGCUGGACGGACUGGGGGACGUCGGCGAGGGGGAGGCGGCGGGCGCGGCCUCCCAGACCCUGCUCAGUGACGUCAAUCAACUGCCGGUGGACGAAACACGUCCGCUCUGCAGCAGAGUCCGCAGCCGCCUGGCGGCCAGCAGCCGAACCUUCAACUCGGAGCGCAGUCGCCACGGCGCCACCGUCGCCAAUACGGAGCUCUCACUGGACAUCAGCAAAUACCUCAGCUUCCACUCACAGGGCUUCACGAUUGUCUACAUAUACCAUUCACUGGUAUCAGUGAAGUGCUACGACGUCAAGACGAGGAUUCCCAUGACGAGUGAUUCAACGCCGAUCGAUCAGUUCAGUGUAACGCCAACUCUCCACAACCUUGCCAACAAUGACAACUCAAAGUAGGAUCUCACACCACUGGUGGCGGCGCUCCAUGAAGGCGUUAAUAGCCAUCUCCACGAUCAUCAUGCUCUACAUGGCGUCUGGUCGGCUGGCUCGUGAGGCCUCCCCUUGGGCCUACCCGUCCUUCAGCGCCGACCACUGUUCCGACAACCUUCUGGGAAGGCGGCUGUUUGCCGGUUCGUGUCCUCAUGAGCCGAUCGACGCCGUCUACACCUGGGUCAACGGCUCGGACCCGGAGUUUCGGCGGCAGCUGUCGGAGACGUUGGUCCACCUGGGGCACCCGCCGGCCAACGAAUCGGUUAACGACAGCAGGUUUGCUGACAACGAAGAACUGCGAUACUCUCUUCGAUCUCUGGAGCAGCACGCGCCGUGGGUGCGACGCGUUUACCUGGUCACCAACGGACAGGUACCCGCCUGGCUGGACCUGGACAACCCACGCAUCACCGUCGUCACGCAUGAGGAGAUAUUCCCCAACAAGUCGCACCUGCCCACCUUCUCCAGUUCAGCGAUCGAGUCUCAUCUGCAUCGCAUCAAAGGCCUCUCAGAACACUUCCUCUUCUUCAACGACGACUUUUUCCUCGGCCAGCCAGUGGUCCUGGAGGAUUUCGUGUCUCCCAGAGGCGAGUACCUCACCUUCUUAUGGCCGUCGCGGGGAGGCGCCUUCAACCAGUCGUCCGCCCACUCAUGUAGCCUCACACACGUGGACCGUCUCUUCACGCAGCGUUACGGACCCGAGGAGCGCCGCGCCGCUGCACACGUACCGCUCCUCCUGAAGCGCUCGAUCGUCGCAGAGUUGCAGACGACGUUUGCAGCCGAGUACGAACAUACCUCCGCGGCGCACGUGCGCACCAACGACUACAUGCAAACGAGCUUCACGUAUUCCUACUUUCUGCGCUCAGAGCGGCAUCGGGUGUCGUCAGGCAGAUUGUUCGAGAUGUUUGACACAGACCGCUCCGGCACCUUGUCUGAGCGCGAGCUUCUCUCGGUGAUGAGUGGUCUUCUAGGACGCUCCUACUCCGUGCGUGAUGCCCGCCUGCUCUGGGACGAGUUGAGGAGGUGUGCCGCGGCUGGCGAUACGCCCACAGACAGCAGCGCCGAGCUGAACCGGUCAGCCGUGCUUGGCUGCACGACGGCCACCACUCGCCUGUCGCAGCGCAUUGGCGAGCGUCGGUACCGCACCCGCGACGGCGCGCGCAGUGCCUGGUUCUACCUGAAAGUACCGUCCCGGCCACAAGUCGUCAAGAGGCGUUUCACUGAAGUUCUAGCCAAUCCACGCCGAUUCAUAUGUUUAAACAACAACUUUUCUGACAGCACAGCGGGGCGGAUCAAGUUCGUGCGCGAUAUGCUGGGGCAACUGCUCGAGAGACUCUUUCCCUGGCCUUCCCAGUUCGAGCUGACGUCGAACCGACGGUAAUAUGUGUUACUAGCUGGUGCUGCUUGGCUGGUGUCAGAAAUAACUGUUUUUUAUGUUUGGUAUUGAUGUGAUCAAGACCCGUGCCCCCCCCCCCCCCAAUAUCAUUUUAAGGAGAAAAAUAUAUGCACGAAUUUGA
Messenger RNA from Amphibalanus amphitrite, 3748 nucleotides. RefSeq lists its product as uncharacterized. Gene Ontology annotation, biological process: cell-cell adhesion; cell migration. Gene Ontology annotation, molecular function: beta-catenin binding; actin filament binding. Gene Ontology annotation, cellular component: catenin complex; adherens junction. The transcript has 9 exons. The coding region runs from base 39 to 2201 and encodes 720 amino acids. The record is from RefSeq and is a predicted model, not a curated record. Lineage: Eukaryota; Metazoa; Arthropoda; Thecostraca; Balanomorpha; Balanidae.